AAAUCGAGUCCGCCUUACUCCCCGUCUCUCCCCGUCGCAAUCCUGCUCGGCCGAGAACCGUACGGCGAUCGAUUCACCCAAGGGCCGUCUCGAUGGACUUCCCACGAGGGCUGCCCGAUAAUCCGGCGCAGGCCCGUCGGGCUAUCGCUGCCGCAGCACUCGCGAACCCGACGCCGCCGCCUCCUGUCCCCAGCCUUCGCGAUGUGCCCUCGUCUUCGAAUCUUUCGGCGGGGCAGCCCAUCUCCCCGAACCAGGUCCUUGCCGUGGCGAGAGAGGCGAUGCGGACGGCCCACGAGAAUGAGGCCAAGGCAGCCGAGGCCAGCGGGGUCAGCAACACCCUCAAACCUGGCCUCACCAUCGACCUGAGCCGGAAGAAGAUACAGAUGCUGCCGGAGGAAAUCGUGGACGUGAUCAAAGAUGAAUUGGAGCGGCUUGCGCUGUCCCACAACUACUUGCAAACCUUCCCGGCCAGGUUCUCCGAAUGCACCUCAUUGCGAUAUCUUAAUGUUCGGCAAAACAGGAUAAAAGAGUUCCCGCUUGCACUCUGCGAUCUGAAGUCGCUCGAAAUUCUCGAUCUGGGCCGAAAUAUGUUGCAAGUUUUGCCGCCCGAGAUCGUCAAGCUGUCAUCUCUCAAGGUGCUCUCGAUACCGAAAAACAAAAUCACACAUCUGCCACUCUGCCUCGCCGACAUGCCGUCAUUAUCAGUGGUGAAGCUGGAGGGGAAUCCGCUGAAAUACCCCCCGCCGGAAAUACUACAAGUGCAAGGAACGGGAGGAGGACAAGGUGAUGGCCCGGGAAGAGAGACCGAGCUUACCGAAGUCGCUGCCACGGCGGUUAUCAAGAAGUUUUUAAAGCAGGAAGCCAGCGGUCGCGCGGACUCGCCCAGCGAUGGCACCUCGGAGGGGACCGAAACCCCGCGACCAACGAUCAAGCGGGUCUUUAGUGGCAGAUUUCCGAUCAAGGUCAACGGCAGUGACAUCAACGACGUCCGGUCCCCCGCCCUUCCCCGACCCCCACCGAUUCCGACCCGUUCACACUACCGUGGGCUCUCGCAACAGAACACGGCGCAGCGCAGGCCAGGGGUCAUGCCGCUGACCAUCGGCAACCCCAACGAGCGGGUGCGCAGCAACUCGGAGACCAUCAUCCAGACUUCGAGCCGGGAGCGAUCCGAAAGCAGGUCGCGCCGCAUGGGCAUGGUGUCCAAGAGGUCUGAGCUCAGCACGCUCGAAGAGAUCGAGGUCAACAACCGGUUCAGCCAUUACCGCGGGCUCAGCCACGGUUCGGCCAUGCAGGGCAACGGGGCAUCUAUGCAGGUCAAGAGCCCCAAUAUGGGCAGCCCGGCCGAACCCGCACUGCAGCGGCCCGUAUACAUCCGCAGGCUCUCCAUCUUGCCGGAGAGGCGACGCGACUCCAAGGCCUUUGACCCGGUGCUGGAGGCUGCCAAGGGCAUUCUUUACUCCAUCUUCCAGAUUCACCCCAUGAUCCAGGCGUUGCUAGUCGGUCUCACCAACGACGGCACGUCCCGCCGAUCGAACCUCGAAAUCGUUUUUUACAACACAAACGCUCAUGUCGAGCAGCUAGAACUGGAGAUCCAGCAGCACGAACAGGCGCAGGACGGGUUCGGCCAGAAGGAAAACGAGAACGUCCAGCGGGCUUGCCUCACGCUCAUCAACGCCUACACGCACGUGUGUUCACUGCUGAUGGGCAACGUCGACCUGUUUUUGGAUAACGGCGACCCGCGAUAUAUCCGUACCCUGUUGACGCAGCUCUAUAAUAGCAUCAUGGAGCUGCGUGUAACAUGCACGCAGCUUGCGGCGGAAGGCAACCAUCGGUCCGUUCCGUCCUUCAGCCGACCUGAUUUGGGGGAGACGAUCCGGCCCCAUUCGCGCGAAAACUCGGUCACGCCGACGGCCGAUCGAAUUUUGAAUAGAUCUCGAAACGGCACCUUUGUUUACAACCCGAGCAACCUACGUGUUGCCACGGAUGUCUCGAUACCCUACAUUAACGGCUCAGGCCGGUCGGCAAUGGUAGGGGCCGCCACGCCGCGGUCGGGCGAGUCAUUUGCGUCUACUAGCACGACUGGCACUCGAAAUCUGUCGGCGGACUUCACCGAGGAAGACCGCCUGUUCGAGAGGAUAUUCCUCUCUCUCCACAAAACAACAGAACUGGUCAUGCAGGUCUUACCAACAAUGAACACACAAUUCAUGUCUUCGAUGCGGACCACCACCACACAGCGCUCGCCGGACCAUCUCAUCCAGUGCUGGAAGGCGCUCGUCGCUAAGUGCAACACGUCGAUCCAGCAGACCGAGGUCCUCAAGGCGCGACUCUCAUCCAUCAAGCUCAAGGAGCCCGGGAUCCGCACGCAGCCGUCCUUCUGGCGGCUCUGCAACAGCUUCAUCGACUCGUGGUACGUGCUGAUCAAGAAGAUCAUGCAGCUGCAGAGCGACGUGCAGCUGCCCCUCGACACCAAGGCCCGCCUGCGGCCCAUCCAGAAGAGCAUGAAGGACACGUGCGACCUAAUGAUGUCGUCCCCCUGGUCCUACUUCCUCCGCCACCCGGGCUCCGAGCCCCUCGCCUCCCCCUACAUCGCCGCCGUCCACCCCCACGGUCACGGCCACGGCCACGCUCACUCCCACGCCGUGGCCACCCCCGUCCAGAUGCCCAUGACCCCGCAGAGCGCCGCCCUCGGCCCGGCCGUCCAGGCCACCGUCCCCUCCACCCCGCAGAGCGCGUCCUUCUCGCUGGCUUUCUCAGGCGUCUUUGAGCGCGACCGCUCCGAUACGCUGCUCUCGUCCAUGGGCGGCAGCGGGGGUGGCGGGAGCAGUGGUGGUGGCGGCAGUGGGUUGGGCGGCGGGUUCAAUGGCGUGUCGUCGCGCAGCGGGACGAUGAAUUCUAGCUCGACGGCGAGUCUGACGGCGUCGAGCUUGAAUUCGAUGAGCAGUCUGGGGUCGUCGCACGAUGGGAUUGUUACGCCGAGCUCGGCGCUCAGUCCGUCCGGGCCGUUGGGGCCGUUGCCGUUUAGGUUGAAUGGUGGGGGGAAUAUGAAGGUUGGUGGGUUUUAGUUGGGGGGUUGGGUUGAAUUGGGAUGGGAUGGGAUGGGAUGGGAUGAUAUAGAUACGGAUGGGUCCGGGAUAGAUGGAUGGAUGGAUGAUUGGAAUGUAAUUUUUGGGAUAUGUUGGCUGGUGUUUGGCUGGGGCUUUUCCUGCGUGGUCUUGAAAUCAGCGUCCUUGGUGUCCUUGGUGCGGUGCAUGGCGUCGGGGCAUGGCGGGUUUGGUUGGCGGCAUAGGAUAUCCAUAAUGUCUUGUCGGCUGGAUGCAUGGUUGGUUGAGACUGGAUCGGGUCUUUGGUGGGCAGUCUUGAGUAACGGCCGUGUUCGUUCAGCGUGUAGUAGUCAAUGGAGUCGAUCAUUGCUCGAGUAGCAUGUUGGUGACGUGAGAGUGUGCUCC
Molecule: messenger RNA, 3446 nt
Organism: Chaetomium fimeti
Lineage: Eukaryota; Fungi; Ascomycota; Sordariomycetes; Sordariales; Chaetomiaceae
Product: RAM signaling pathway protein-domain-containing protein
Exons: 3
Coding region: 93-3062 (989 amino acids)
Molecular function (GO): protein binding
Source: RefSeq, a predicted model, not a curated record